AUUUAAAAAGGACAGUGGUAUUCUUUCUCGUUGAGUUAAUUAACUGUUUUGAUCGUAAAUUACGCAUCAAAACUACUGUUUACACUUUAAUUGCAUCUACCCCAGUUGAAGUGAUAUUUUAUUGAGUUUUUCGAUUUUGCUUCUGUGUAUUUAUUGCAUCGAAGCAUACUUGGUCGACUUUUACUUGGUUUAUUUAGUUAAGGUUCGAAAAUCCUUUUACAUAUCCUGUUUUUGUCACCGUUCUAGUUGAUUUUCAAGAUGGCUAGGUCUACUCAUAAAUGUGGACAACCAUGCUGCUUAUUUCCCGUGGACGAAGGGAUGCAAUGUGAUGAGUGUAAUAAGUGGUUCCAUAAGAUGUGCACCCGAUUAAGCCCCACUGCAUAUAAAAGGUGUUCAAAGCCCAACUCUCAUUGGCUUUGUAGUUUUUGUUGCUCGAGCAAAACAUUGCUUAUCCAGGAAGCAAUUAGUCUCCUGGUGUUGGCUAAUAAGAAGGUUGAUGAGGGCUGUACUGAUAACAUUGGUACGGAUGGCGAAGAUUGCGUUAGUGUCGUAAGUGCUAUCACGGCGCAAGCCAGACAUCUACCUGUGCAACCCACAGUUGAACGUUCUCCCCCGAAACGAUCAGUGAGUGACACGUCAUUAGACGUUGGUGGCCAUAUUGCUACAGCAGCAACCGGUGACCCAGAUAAAACAAUUACUGUCCCAAGUUGUUCUAAUGUAGACGUUUCGACUGAUGGAAAAUGGAUGACGCGAAAACGCAGAAGAGUAGGAAAGGUAGCUAAAACUAAUGACUGUUUACUUGGUAAGUCCUUGGUGGACUCUCAGACCAAUCCGCCAAAGUCUCAUAGUAAAGCUUCGUCUGACAUUGUUGUGAGUCAUUCGCUUGACUCCCAGGACUCUGUUAAAAUAAAAACUAAUCGUAAGCUACCAGUAGUUAAAAUACAGGAUCUAACGUCACGGUCGAAAGCUGUGAACACAGUUUCAAAAGAAGCUAAACCCAUCCCUAGUUUAAUUAUUUGGAAUCUAGAGAAGUCGAAAGACAACGACCCUGCUAAAAGACACGCACAUGACCUACAGUUAGUGGAGUCUGUGGUCAGGAAUGUACUACCUGAAGAGGUUUCAGGGGUACAUAUUACAAAAGUAAUACGACUUGGUAAAUGGGUUGGAGGCGAGACCCAACCAAGAAGGAUCCUGAAGCUGGUUCUCGGGAGUUUCGAAGAAAGAGACAUAUUAUUGAAAAGCGCACAAAAACUCGUGCCUCAAAUAUCCGUAUUCGACCAGAUUGGCCGCUUGAGGAUCGAAUCAAGUGGAAGAAUGCUCUUACGGAGUUGAGGACUCGCAAAUUAAAUGGCGAAAAUAACCUUACCAUUAAGGGUUUUCGGGUAGUCAGGUCUUGGAAGCCAAUGCUUCCGAGGCCUGUAUGGGUAGAACGAUUGAUUUCCAAAACACCUUAAGUGUGUGCUACACGAACGCUCGUAGUCUUAGAAAUAAAACGUCCGAGCUAAGUCUGAUGGUGCAAGAAUUAUGUCCCGAUAUAAUCGUUGUUACAGAAACUUGGUUCACCGUUGAUAUAGACUGUUCUCCUUUCAUUGCUGGUUAUAUCUGUAUCAGAAGUGAUAGAGUUUCAAGUCGCAAGGGGGAGGUAUAAUAUUUUACGUUAGGGAUCACUUUCGUAUACAGUCAACCAUAUCAGAGGCUCAUAUCAGUGGCACAUGUGAGGUUGCAUGUUGUAAGAUUAAAUCUAGAAAUGGGUUAGUGACUAUAGGGGGAUUAUACCGUAGUCCGUCUUGUCUGGCUGACGACUUUAUCCUAAGACACAUCUGUUCUUGGAGUAUGGCAGAAUGUUGUCUCAUCAUCGGGGACUUCAACGCACUUCAUAUUAGCUGGAUAGAGCUUACAGCUCCAGGUAGCGGUUUCGAUAGCGACCUUUUAUCUACCGUUAUUCAGUGUGCACUUGUACAAUGUAUCACAAAACCGACACAUAUUGAUUUGCAUCAUGUUCCGUCACUGCUGGACCUCGCCCUCACCCACCACUCUGAGGAUGUCUUUGAUAUCCAGCACCUUCCUCCACUAGUGAACAGUGAUCAUGUUGUAAUUCACUUUAAGUUUAGGACACAUGGUAUACAAUUCGUAUCUGCUCCACCCCGUCCCAAUAUCUGGCGAGCUAAUAUUCCGGAAAUCAGAAACCGUGCUAUCUCGACCGAUUGGUCGGUCGACGCGGAUGGAUUGAUCGAAGAUGAAUGGAAUAAGUUUAAGGCUACAUUCGAGUCCGUAACGUCGCCGUUUAUCCCAUGGUCAGCACGUAAGCUAUCACAUUGCCCUCCAUGGAUUAAUAAGGAAACCCGGAAGCUGUUAAAGCGUAGGAAACAUUUCUGGGACUUAUUCUUGUUGACAGGUCAUGCACCAUUUAAGCGUGAGUAUCAAAAAUACCGUAAUAUCUGUAAGAAAACCAUAGCGAAAUCCCGUACCACUUACGAACGGCAGUUAGUAUAUGAUAGCCGUACUUGUCCGAAACGAUUGUUUUCGUAUGUUAAACGGCAAAUGAAACGUAGUGAUGGUAUUCCCCCGUUGCUGUUACACGAAAAUUCAGAAUUACUAGCUGAAUCAGAUCGAGCAAAAGCUGAGACUUUUUCAGAUUAUUUUAGCGAAUUCUUCUCUACGUUUAUUGUAACAAAUACUUGUCCCACUCACACCGAGAUACCAACCAUUGAAUCCGUACAGGUGACUGAGGAAACUGUCCUUCCGUUGAUAACUAACCUCAAACCUGGUAAGAUACCGGUCCCUCUCACUCGCUCAACUCCCUAGAGAUUGGAAGGACGCUAUAGUUAGUCCUAUAUUUAAGGACGGUCAGCGACAGAUAGUAUCUAACUACCGGCCUGUCAGUCUAACUAGCAUAGUCGUUAAGUUACUCGAAAAGAUAAUUCGGGUUAGGUUGCUAAGCCACAUAGAUUUACACAAUCUGUUAGCUCCUGAGUAACACGGAUUUCGUAACAAGCAUUCAUGCUUGACUAACUUGCUUAUUGCGAGGGAGGAUUGGACAGCAGCCCUAGAUCACGGUCUGUCUGUCGACGUGAUAUUCAUAGAUUUUAGCAAAGCGUUUGACAAGGUUUCACACGUAGGUCUUAUGCAGAAGCUCACGAGCUUCGGAAUAAUAGGUACUGUACAUGAGUGGAUAGGAAAUUUCUUAUGUGACCGCAGACAGAGAGUUAGGGUCAAUGGAACGCUAUCCGAUUGGAAGCCGGUUGUUAUAACGUGAAAAUGAUGCUGCGGAUUAAGGGUAGCGAAUUAUUGAUCGGACCAAAGACGCACAAACACGUAGAACGACCUAGGGUUCUGAUUGGUCUCGCUUCCCUAUCCAACCCAGCCAGUUGAGUCCAGAACACAAGUCACAGCCUCGGAGAUAUGAAUCAUUGUAUUUCAAACAUACUUUGUUUAUAUACCAGUCAAGCAGACCACAACGUCCCAUAAAAUAGAAAAUAACAUUGUACAAUAAUGGCCAGUAGGAAAAUGACACGUUAAAUAAAUAUUCACCAAUAAGAUGAUACCAUUUCAUGUCCAAGGAUAACAUUAGGCUUAACAGGAUAAUUCUUGGGAUAUUUUCCUGAACAUCCCAACACCUCCCUUUUUUGGAGAUCCGGAGUUGGUGUCCGGAUUUUAAAUUUUCCUCGCGUCUAUCCUCCCCCUCGAAAUAAUGUUGGGUCCUCACAUACCCAAGGAACAGUUGAUGUGACUCUAUUUGAAGCAUAUUUCCCGCGUCGAGUAGAGAGUCCACUAGGACUGACUAGAUGGUGAGGAUCAGCGACAGUAUAUAUGAGGUCAUUAGGGUUUGAUUCUUGUGAAGCAUUUCCAUCAGAUCUCUUCAAAAUUCCAUUAGUGGAUAAUAGGUCACUAAAACAAACAGCAUCUAUCAAAAUUGUAUUAGAUUUCUGACCACUAUUUGAUGUAUGGGACAUAUUUUCUGACAAAACAAUGAGAUCUUCUCGUGAGCUGGAUAUGUUACUGUCUGCACAUGUUGUUUGGGGGAUGAUGGAGCUUGACUCCAUUACCGGGCAUGUUUCUGGGAUAGAAAGUACUGGACCACUGGGCGCAUCAUGGAUGACUGUUUCGUUUGAAGUACAGUUCAUCGAGGAUUCAUGGAGGCUGCUGUCAUUUUCCAGCUCACUGUGUAUUUCAGAUAUCAAUCCAUCCACUUCCGUCGCGUCUUCAUAGCAUGAGUGAUUUAGCAGCUGCGUGCGGAAUUUGACUAGUAAGUCCAAAUGUCGUUCAAAGAGCAGCUGUAAUCGAUCGGAAGGUAGAGUCAUUUUUUUGAAUCAGCACCUGUGAUGAAAAUUACUGUAUGACUAAUGUCCAAUGUGGUUCAAGGACACUGAUGACAAUCUGGAUACUGAUUGGUUGGAUAAUUAGACUGGAUUUCGUCCAAUUACAGAAUGACUUUGGGUUGUAUCUUUUCUUCACCCCGUCGCCAAUUGUUAUAACGUGAAAAUGAUGCUGCUGAUUAAGGGUAGCGAAUUAUUGAUCGGACCAAAGACGCACAAACACGUAGAACGACCUAGGGUUCUGAUUGGUCUCGCUUCCCUAUCCAACCCAGCCAGUUGAGUCCAGAACACAAGUCACAGUCUCGGAGAUAUGAAUCAUUGUAUUUCAAACAUACUUUGUUUAUAUACCAGUCAAGCAGACCACAACGUCCCAUAAAAUAGAAAAUAACAUUGUACAAUAAUGGCCAGUAGGAAAAUGACACGUUAAAUAGAUAUUCACCAAUAAGAUGAUACCAUUUCAUGUCCAAGGAUAGCAUCAGCCUUAACAGGAUAAUUUUUGGGAUAUUUUCCUGAAUAUCCCAACACCGGUCAAAAGUGGUGUACCACAAGUCACCAUCUUAGGCCCUCUGCUCUUCCUUCUCUACGUUAAUGAGUUACCACUGUUACUUAGGUCGUCGACAUUAUUGUUUGCAGAUGAUGUAAAAAUCUGGAGAACAAUAAAAAGUGCGGCUGAUCAUGUGGACCUUCAAGCUGAUUUAGACGAUUUAGUUAGAUGGGCUCGAGAGUGGGGCUUAGAAAUUAAUGCUAGGAAGAGUGUACUAAUGCACGUCGGUCACGGUAAUAGUUACCGUUACACUAUUGAGGGUAAACCUCUUCCAUGCGUUCAAGAGCAUAAGGACUUAGGAGUAAUAUUAAGUCAUGACUUAAAAACAACUGCGCAUUGCAAAGCAGCCGCUGCCAAAGGUUUUCGUGCGUUAUGGUCACUUCGCCGAGCGUUCAAAUCUUUUGACGAGGAAACGUUUCGAAUUUUAUACCCCAUAUAUGGAAGACCACAUUUAGAGUACUGUAUCCAAGCAGCUAGCCCGUGUCUAGUAAAGGAUACUAACUCCCUUGAGCGUGUCCAGCGUGUGGGAACGAAAUUAGUGAAGGGUCUUUCUAGUCUCCCUUACGAUGAGCGCUUAAAACGCCUAAAUCUUUUCCCCUUGUCGUAUCGUAGGACACGAGGUGACCUUAUACUGAAAUUUCGUAUCUUUAAUUAUGAUUUGGGUGUUAAUAUGUCUUAUCUUUUUGCUCCCUCCAGCGCUAAUAAUCUCCGAGGUCAUAGCAAGAAGGUUCAUAAACCACGAUCUAAUAAACUUAAUGUGGGAUCCCGUUUUUCUCAUCGAGUAGUCAAUGGUUGGAACGCCUUACCCGAACAAGUGGUAUCAGCCCCAUCAGUGAAUAAUUUCAAGGAAAAGCUGGACCUUCACUGGAAAGCAAUGUGUCAGGAUUAACACAGGUUCAUCAACCUACUAUCCUUAUUACUGAAGACUGACCUGACGUAGUGUGAAUAUCUGAUCUAUACAACCACGUCCAGGUCGAAAACCGGCCUGGUUUUCUCUAAUCUGCUCUUCACGAGCUUUGAUUAGGCGUCGAAGUAUUAUUGAAGCUAAUAUUUUAGACACUAUAUUAGUCAAACUGAUUUCUCUGUGAUUGUCACAAGAGGACUUUUGUCCUUUCUUAUAGACUGGCACAAUCAGUGAUUGAGACCAUUCAGAUGGGAUUACGUCCAGUUCCCAAAUUCUACCUAAGACCUCGGUUAAUCUCAUUGCUAAUACUGGACCACCAUCCUUAAAAAUCUCAGGAGUAAACCUGUCAGGGCCUGUUGCUCUCCCUCGCUUCAGAUUUCCUAUGGCUUUUACAACUUCGUAAAGAGGCGGAGGACCUAAAUUAACUUGCCAUUCAGGUUGACUGGAGGUCGUGUGAAACCGAAGUGUGAUUGAAGGCCAGUUGAACUGAUCCCUAAAGUGUUCUACCCAUCGGUCCAAUAUCCUGGAUUGAGAAAGUAUAAUGUAUCCGUCUUUUUCUGAGAAAGUUUCGCAACAGUUGAGUUCCUCAUACCGGUUUCCUUAAAAAGUCUGAACAAUUGUUUGCUACUACCUAUAUCCGCUGACCUUUCC
Messenger RNA from Schistosoma haematobium, 6415 nucleotides. RefSeq lists its product as uncharacterized. The record is from RefSeq and is a predicted model, not a curated record. NCBI's taxonomy places the organism in Eukaryota, Metazoa, Platyhelminthes, Trematoda, Strigeidida, Schistosomatidae. The transcript has a single exon. The coding region runs from base 259 to 1332 and encodes 357 amino acids.